UGAUGACGAGUAUAUAAAUCUGUGAUCGUCUGAAACUGAAACUACCCUGGAAACAGUUCAUCUGAAACAUUUGUCUGAAGAUCAGCUCUGCAGUUGUGCAGCUCAGCUAAAAACGGAAAGACAAAAGACAAUGGCUGAGAAUCUGCGUCACAGAUUUAACAAUGAAGCAGCACCACAGCAGAACAAUGGCAACAUUAAUAUCGUCCUUCUGGGGAAAACCGGAGUUGGGAAAAGUUCAUCAGGAAACACCAUCCUGGGAGAAAACAAAUUCACGUGUGGAAGAAGUCUGUCUGCUGUUACAAGAAUAUCUAGUGUCGAGAGAUCAGUGAUUGAUGGCAGAUCUGUGUCUGUUAUUGACACUCCUGGGUUUUUUUGUACUAAUCUUUCCCAAGAGCAGCUGGCGAGGGAGUUUGCGAGAAGUGUGUUUCUUUCUGCUCCAGGAGUUCAUGCCUUUUUAUUCGUUGUGCCGUUUGGCAGGUUCACGGAGCAGGAGGGGGAGAUAUUGACACGAGUGCAGAAGGUUUUUGGUAAAGAUGUGCUGAAGCAUGUUAUUCUCCUCUUCACAUAUGGGGAUGAAUGUGUCAGAGAGAGAAUGCAGGCAGAGAUUGAUGGGAAUGUAGUUGUCAGUAGAGUCGUUAAGAGCUGUCGGGAUUAUCAUGUGCUCAAUAACAGAGAUCUGACUGACAGACAGCAGGUCAGUGAUCUACUGCAGAUGAUUGACACGAUGACAGAGUGGAAUCAGGGCUACUACACUAAUGAGAUGUAUGAAUGGGCACAAAUGUGGCCAUGGGAGAAAUUCUGGAAAUUACUUAAGGACUUUUUUUAUGCUGUAAUUGCCUUUUUCCAGAACCUGGCUAAAAGUUUUGAUAAUAACCAUUGGAGACAAAGAAUGGCUCCAUACAUGAGACUCUGAAGAACUAAGAAUUCAAUUUGCUUUUGAUUCAUUUUAUAAUACAUGGUUAAUUAUAACAUGUAGGCAAAACAAGUCUCUUUGUGUGAGUUGAAAAGUUUAUUAUAUUUUGGCUACAUUGAACUUUCACAAGAUGGCUGUUAAAAUGAAAAGACAGAUCAUAUUUGUUUAUCAAAUGGCAUAUGAGAUACUACUUUAUCUUUACAUGUUUUAUUCAUUAAAAGAGCAUUAUGUAAAUAGCUGCUUUCUGAACUAUGAAAACAAAACAAAAGUCUCGAAGCAGAUAUUUCGUGAUAUAAUGCAUAUUCAGCCACCACCUAUUAAUAGUAUUUUUUAGCUCAUUAUGCAAAAUAUAUCUAAACAGUUAGUGUUUUCCCUAAAAAAUAAAUAGAAUAACUUUUCUGUAAGAAACAUUUUACUAAAUAUUCUGAAAUAUGAUUUAACUUUGCCAGAAGGUUACAGAAGAUCCUGUGCUAUGUUACUCUACUUUUGUGCUUUUAUUAAUUUUUAUGCUUAGUGGACAUUUUAUUCAGAGUGUAAUUUUCAUACAAGUACUGAUAUGUUAAAGGAAUUGAUUAUACCUAUUUAAAUCUGACAGAUACUGAUAAAUGUAUAAAACUUAAUAAUAAUCUCUGACCAAACUUUA
Molecule: messenger RNA, 1556 nt
Organism: Labeo rohita (rohu)
Lineage: Eukaryota; Metazoa; Chordata; Actinopteri; Cypriniformes; Cyprinidae
Product: GTPase IMAP family member 7-like
Exons: 4
Coding region: 131-913 (260 amino acids)
Molecular function (GO): GTP binding
Source: RefSeq, a predicted model, not a curated record